AUGGUGAUCGCGCUCACUCUACACUGCAGCGCCAAAGAUCUCAUCUCCGGCAACCCACAACACGGGAUAAACAUCACCAUAAUCCAUGAUUCUAUCGACCUUGGAUCUCGCAUGACAAGUGAGGCUUUUCGUAUGUACCGGGAUGAUUGGUUCUCGUGCGCUGCUUCAAAGGUCCCCAGCAAGGAUCAGCCUUGGGUGACGGAUAAUAAAGAUAUGAGAUGUCAUCAAUACAAGGAACCCGCACCAGAGAAGCAAGCCGAAUGGGUGAAAAGUUAUCACGACACGUGUGAGGUUAUCUACAAAACUCUACCUUCCAACAUGCAGAAGCAUCCUGAACUGCGGACGAUGAUUGGACCCGAAUCGGAGAUGAUGUAUGAUUUAUACGUGGUACUACGAUCAAUCAACUUUUUCAUAAAAAGUCUCAGGGGGUGGCGUUAUUGA
Molecule: messenger RNA, 441 nt
Organism: Tremella mesenterica DSM 1558
Lineage: Eukaryota; Fungi; Basidiomycota; Tremellomycetes; Tremellales; Tremellaceae
Exons: 1
Coding region: 1-441 (146 amino acids)
Source: RefSeq, a predicted model, not a curated record